Pseudomassariella vexata is the source of this 1689-nucleotide messenger RNA. Its product is annotated as high-affinity glucose transporter. NCBI's taxonomy places the organism in Eukaryota, Fungi, Ascomycota, Sordariomycetes, Amphisphaeriales, Pseudomassariaceae. Gene Ontology annotation, cellular component: membrane. The record is from RefSeq and is a predicted model, not a curated record. The transcript has 5 exons. Gene Ontology annotation, molecular function: carbohydrate:proton symporter activity. Gene Ontology annotation, biological process: transmembrane transport; carbohydrate transport. Bases 1 to 1689 code for a protein of 562 amino acids.
AUGUGGAAAAUAGGCAAUGUGUAUUUCAUUGCGGCCAUCGCCGUUAUUGGCGGUGCGCUCUUUGGAUUCGAUAUCUCUUCCAUGAGUGCCAUCAUUUCCACUCAGCCCUACCUAUGCCAAUUUAACUCCCUUGGUAUGAACGAGAACGGUGAAUGCAGAGGUCCGAGUUCCAAUACCCAAGGCGGCAUUACAGCAGCAAUGCCUGCGGGCAGUUGGCUGGGAGCACUUGUCAGCGGUUUCGUGUCUGACAGAUUUGGGCGAAAGACGUCUAUUCAAGUUGGCUCUAUAAUCUGGAUCAUUGGCUCCAUCAUCGUCUGCGCUUCCGUCAACAUUCCCAUGUUGAUCGUCGGCCGUAUCAUCAACGGCCUCAGUGUAGGCAUCUGCUCCGCUCAGGUGCCUGUUUACAUUUCCGAGCUUGCACCUCCUUCAAAGCGUGGUCGUCUCGUCGGCUUGCAACAAUGGGCGUCCCACCCCCUAAGGCAUAUAUCUUUAUCUUUAUCCUUUCAGGUACGGCCAGCAUUUGUUAACGUCACGUGUCCCAACGCAGCGAUUACGUGGGGUAUUGCUAUACUGUUCUUCAUCUGCUACGGUUCCAGUUUCCUCAAGGGCACCGCCGCCUUCCGAUUGCCAUGGGGUAUCCAGAUGAUUCCUGGCCUCUUGCUUUUUUUGGGACUUCUAUUUUUGCCCGAAUCGCCUCGCUGGUUGGCGAAGAAGGAUCGCUGGGACGAGUCCCUGGCUGUUCUCACCCUGGUCCACGGCCACGGUGACGCAAACUCGCCUUGGGUCGCCAAGGAGAUGGCUGAAAUCAGAGAGAUGGUCGAAUUUGAGCGCCAAAACUCUGAUGUCACGUACUGGGAGCUAAUCAAGCCCCAGUACAUUAACCGGACACACAUCGGUAUAUUCACGCAGAUCUGGUCACAACUCACAGGCAUGAAUGUGAUGAUGUACUACAUCACGUACGUUUUCACGAUGGCAGGUUUGGGUUCUGAUAUCUUGCUUCCUUCCGGUAUCCAGUUCAUCAUCAACGUGGUCAUGACGGUCCCAGCUCUGUUAUUCAUGGAUCGAUGGGGCCGCCGCCCGACACUUUUGGUCGGUGCCUUCCUGAUGUGUCUCUUCCUCUGCGUCAAUGCCGGCCUCUUCGCCGUCUACUCCAGAGUGCCGCGUCCGGAGGACAACUUCACGUCCGAAUCAGAAUCCAUGGCAGUCACUGGCGCCCCGUCCAAGGCCAUUAUCGCCAUGACUUACCUAUUCGUUGCUUCCUACGCGCCUACCUGGGGUCCUGUAUCAUGGACUUACCCCCCUGAGCUAUACUCGCUCCGACACCGUGGCAAGGCCGUUUCUCUGGCCACCUCGGCCAACUGGGCCUUCAACUUCGCCCUAGCUUGGUUUGUCCCACCCGCGUUCGCACAAAUAACAUGGAGAGUCUACGUCGUGUUCGCCGUCUUCUGCUUCGCCAUGUUUUGGCACGUCUUCUUUAUUUUCCCGGAGACGAGCGGAAAGACACUAGAAGAGAUCGCGGGCAUUUUUGACGAUACCCAGCCCGGCGCUAUUCGGUUCUUGGGUCAGCCUGCUUGGAAAACUAAGAACACGCGCCAGCAGAUCGUGCGUGCCGAACGCAAUCAACUCACCGAGGAGGAGAAGCUCGGCGGGUUCGGUGACAACAACGUGUCGACUGAGCAUAAGGCUUAG